CCGGGCGGCAGCAGCGGCGGCCGUGGCGGCGGGAGCGGGGGGGGCGGCGGCGCGCACCCGCCACCGCCGCUGCCGCACGCCGGCGACGGGGACUCCGCGCUGGCGCGCUUUAAGCGCGGGGCUGAGAAGGUGCGCUCCCAGCUGCCGCCCGCGGACGCCAACGCCGCCACCGCGCGGGGGCCGGUCAAGUGGAUGCCGCACACGCACGCGAACCCAAGGCACGCCAAGUUCUGCUUCAUCUGCCUGCACGGCAAGCUGGAGGGGGUGAAGCAGCAGGAGGCGGCCGAGGGGGAGAAGGCCAACGGUGCCUCCGCCGACGACCUGCCCUCGCCGCUCGAGAUGCAGCGGCUGGGCUACCUGAGCGGCGGCGGCCCUGGCGCCCGCUUCGUCCGGGCGCUGGCGGGCUUCGAGCGCGGGAACGUCGUGGCCCUCUGGAUGCGGAGCGUGCAGGACCGCCUGUACGACGGCCUCGUCCGGCCCAUGCUCCAGGAGCACAACGUCCAGCUGUGCCUGGGGAGCAGUGCAGGCCUGACCUUCCACGGCGAGGAGGAGAGGGACCGGGACGUCCUCGAGGGCAUCUUCUCCGCCACGGAGAGCGAGAAGGCCGACCUGCAGUCUCGCCUGGAGCAGCUGGGACUCUGGUGCGUGUCGAAGGAAGCGGGCCUGCUGGACGUGGUGCCGGAGCCCGCACCUCGGCGGCCCCUGCCCAAGGUGGACACGCCCAGCAAGGGCCAGAUAGAGAUGAUGCGCUACCGCCCGCUGCUGGACACAGACAUGCUCAAGGGCAUAUCCGGCAAAGCUGUCCGCGAGACCGCGCGGGACGCGGACGCUGUUGCCUCGGGCACCCUCCUCCCGUCCACUCGAUUUCCCCCCCCCCGUCCAUUUCCUGGCUCCUCGAUCCUCGCUGUUGGCCCCUGCCUGCUCGCUCCUCCCUCCCCGCCCC
Molecule: messenger RNA, 943 nt
Organism: Prorocentrum cordatum
Lineage: Eukaryota; Dinophyceae; Prorocentrales; Prorocentraceae
Source: the annotation of a GenBank genome assembly